Molecule: messenger RNA, 1172 nt
Organism: Ananas comosus (pineapple)
Lineage: Eukaryota; Viridiplantae; Streptophyta; Magnoliopsida; Poales; Bromeliaceae
Product: myb-related protein 308-like
Exons: 3
Coding region: 327-1106 (259 amino acids)
Source: RefSeq, a predicted model, not a curated record
UGCUCCAUCUCUCUCUCUCUCUCUCUCUCUCUCUCUCUCUCUCUUUUUCUAAGUGUUCCACUCCCCACUCCAAUCUCACUCCUCACCUCUUAAACCUAUAGCUAGAGAGAAAAAACCUUCUCCAAAUCACAUAUUCUCUCUCUCUCUCUCUCUCUCUCUCUCUCUCUCUCUCUCUCUCUCUCUCUCUCUCUCUCCUCACACAACUACUAUUUACAUCUAUAUCUGUAUAUAUAUCUAUAUCUAUAGAUAUAGAUAUAGAUACACAAACACACACACAUAUCGAUAUAUAUAUAUAUACACACACACACACACACAUAGAUAUUAUUAUGGGGAGGUCCCCAUGUUGUGAGAAGGCUCACACGAACAAAGGAGCGUGGACUAAGGAAGAGGACGAGCGCCUCGUCGCAUACAUCAAAGCCCAUGGCGAAGGUUGUUGGAGAUCUCUCCCCAAAGCCGCAGGAUUGUUGAGAUGCGGUAAGAGUUGUCGCCUCCGUUGGAUUAACUACCUACGGCCGGAUCUGAAAAGAGGGAAUUUUACAGAGGAGGAAGAUGAGCUGAUCAUCAAGCUACAUAGCUUACUAGGGAACAAAUGGUCCUUGAUUGCUGGUCGCCUACCUGGUCGUACAGAUAACGAGAUCAAGAACUAUUGGAACACACAUAUCAAACGCAAGCUCCUUAGUCGUGGUCUCGACCCCCACACUCACCGUCCCCUCAACUCCCCUACCUUCGCCUCCACACCCGAACAACAACAGCAGCAGCAACAACAACAGUCGGAACCGUCAACUGCACCCACUACCGCUGCUGCUGCUGCUGCUGCCACUGUCGACGACGAUGAGAAACAUCGUUAUCUCGAUCUUAAUCUCGAUCUCUCGAUAAGUCUCCCGCAUUACUCCCCUGAAGAGUCCCCAUCCUCUUCUGCAGAGCCAUUAUCGACAACUGUUGCCACCACUGCAACCAUCGGAGUGGCCGCCGCUGCAUAUACUAAAGCUAUAUGCUUGUGUUACAACCUAGGGUUUGAGAAUGAGCAAUGCAGGUGCCAAAACAUUCAGAAUCCACAUGCAUUUAGAUAUAUUAGAGCAUUAGAAGAAGAGAAAGUAAUAGAUUAGUUAAAAUGCAAUGUUUUGUACCAUGCACCUCAUCAUGAGAAUAUAUAGAUAUAUUUAUAUGAAAAA